Paramecium pentaurelia is the source of this 363-nucleotide messenger RNA. The record is from the annotation of a GenBank genome assembly. NCBI's taxonomy places the organism in Eukaryota, Ciliophora, Oligohymenophorea, Peniculida, Parameciidae.
AUGAAUUAAGAGGGAAUUUAAGAUGAUUAAAAUGAUUAAUAGAAGAGAAAGAAUAGAAAAAGAGUAAUUUCAAAUCCCAAUUAAUAAACAGGUCAUUGGAAUGAAUAAGAACAUUAAACUUAUAUUGAUUUUUUGAAUAUGCAUAGAUCUGUAAUGGAAUCAUAAGACCAAAAGAAGGCAAGUAAAAUAUUUAAGUUGAUGAGUGAAACUAUUGGUACUAGGAGUCCAUCUUAAUGCAGGUUCUUAAUUUAUUAUUAUUAUUAUUAUUAGAUCUCAUCAUUAAAAGUUUAAUCCUUUUGUUCAUUAAAUAAAAAAGAGAUAAAAAAGGAAAAUAGAAAAUUAAAAUACAGUAAAUAAGAAUGA